Molecule: messenger RNA, 1758 nt
Organism: Symbiodinium necroappetens
Lineage: Eukaryota; Dinophyceae; Suessiales; Symbiodiniaceae
Source: the annotation of a GenBank genome assembly
AUGAAGAACUCGCGAGGCGCCUGGAACUCCUUGAAGGCAAAUUCGCGACUGCCUCUUUUUCUACUACCAGUACGACGCGCACAGACGGGGGGACAGAUGCCACCCCACGACCUGCGAUCGUCGUGGGAGGAUGGGACAACGACCAAAGCGGGGAAGAUACCCUCCGCCUCGUCAAGCAACAUUUGGCAGACCUCCAAUGUGACCUGGACCUCCACGAUGCCUUCGUGCCUGGCAUCAGACGAGGGUUUGCAAUCGUCCCGAUCCAAGCUCGCCGACACGAAGAUGUUCCCGACUUCAGACGUCGAGUACGAGAAGCUCUCCAACGAAUCAGAGAGGCCAAGAUCAUCACGGGCAGCCAUGAGCGAAAGCCCAGAGCGACGCCGCAGAGCUCAGUUCGCUGGCAAAGUCAAAGGCCUUGUGCUACAAGAGGCAGGGGACAAAAGCCAGCUUGAGGUUGAAUUUGGUACUGGGAAUGUCUGGUACGGAAGAGUCCGCGUCGCAUCCGCAGUGCUCACGGCUCCGGAGGAGGCAGACAAAGCAGGGGUUGGAUGGAUCUCCUUGCCAACCCUCGCAAGACAGAUGGGGACAUCGCUGAGCUCGUUGACUACCAAGUGGAACGAGCUCAAGCAGGUGAUUGUCGAUGAGGGCAAGCUGAACUUUGAGAAGGGCAACUUGCAGAUGAUUGCGGGCAGGAGUGACCACGAACCGAUCCUGGUGCCGUUGAGGGGACCCGCCAUCGUGGCCGAGACCAUUGCGAACUUUCGACCUGGCAACUCCGAUCCGAUCGCUCUCGUCGCCGAGAUUGCCCGACAGAUUACAAUUCCGGGCAAGCAGAUCGACGUCUUCCGGGAAAGCAAGGAGAUCAAGCAAUUUCGUAGACGUGUCCUCGAGAUGGAACCGGGGACAGAUCGCAAACAACUGUGGAAGCAGCUGGCCAAGCAACGUCGAGAUGAACAUCGUGCAUGGCAGAACCAAAAGCUAGCCCAGGCAGGGAAGAAGCAUUGGCAAGACAAGCAAGCUGUGGACAAUGAAAAGCACAGUCAAGCAUGGGAACUUCGACUCCGAAGUGAUGACAGAUGGCGGGAGACAUUGACAAAACACUUCGGGCGAAUCUUCCACAAGUCGGACAGCGCGGUUGUGGACCUUCACUUCGCAGUGAUCCUGCACCGUAUGGCGGGGCAGUGCAAACUCGUCCGGUGGAGACCUUUCACCGAAGAAGACCUAAAGGCCGUUCGAAAGCGCUGGAAGAAUGGGAAAGCAUGUGGGCCCGACAGCGUCUCACAUGAGGCGCUGAAAGUUCUGGAACAGGACGACCACUGGCGAGGCAUCCUUCUGCACGUGUUCAAUGACAUGUUGUAUACGGCCAAGAUCCCCGCUAGUAUCGAGAACGGGGUCACCGUCCUUCUAGCCAAAACUCCCUCACCGGGGGACUGGAGCGACACGAGACCAAUAACGCUCAGCUCGACGUUACUUCGCUCCUUCUCGCAGCUCAUCAUUGGCCGCGCUUCCCACUGUGUACAGGGGGAUUCCCGACUUCAGUGGGCACGAAAACGACGCCAGGGCGUCGAGCUUAUCCUGGUGAUCCGUCGCCUUUGUCGUGUUGCUCACGACUGGGGACUACCGAUGUACCUCGCGAAGCUUGACAUCCGCAAGGCCUUCGACUCCAUCUAUCAGGAAGCCUUGGCAGAAGAGCAUCCGGGGGGACAUGCCAUGGGAGGGACGUGCAUGGGUGGCCUUAUUACACGCCAAAGAGAUUGA